Molecule: messenger RNA, 8400 nt
Organism: Mesoplodon densirostris (Blainville's beaked whale)
Lineage: Eukaryota; Metazoa; Chordata; Mammalia; Artiodactyla; Ziphiidae
Gene: PSD3
Product: pleckstrin and Sec7 domain containing 3
Exons: 16
Coding region: 283-3678 (1131 amino acids)
Biological process (GO): regulation of ARF protein signal transduction
Molecular function (GO): phospholipid binding; protein binding; guanyl-nucleotide exchange factor activity
Source: RefSeq, a predicted model, not a curated record
CUGGAGGAGGGACGCUCUCUCCCGGGUCCCGGGACUGGCUUCUCGGGAGGCCGGGCCCUCGGGCUCCCGCUGGGCCCGGCUGCCCCUCCCCCGCAGAGGCAGGGCCGUGGGACAGAGGCACCAGCUGCUCCCAGUUGCUCUGCUCGGGACGAGCGGAAAGAGGGAGAGGAGAAAACCCGGGACGUGGAUGCAAGGAGGGGGCGCGCUCGCAGAUCCCCCGCCUCCGGGACCCGUGGACGGCGGCAGCCCCGGCCAUGCAGACCCCCUAGCCCGGCUCGCGGCAUGGGCGAUGGCGGCCGCAGUUCCUCCGCGGGCUGGAAGCCCUGGCCGGGCGGUUCUCCCCCUCGGCACGUGUGGGGCACGGACCCGCUGGCUCAGGACGCCGUGGGAGGCUCCCUUCCCCAGGCCCAGGCUGCCGCCGCCGCGGCUGAAAGCCCCGGGUCCGGGGGAGGUGGCGAGGCGCCGGCCCCCUGCCCGGGGCGCCCGCGGAGCGCUGAGGGCUCGGGCACGUCCACGCGGCCCAGGAGCGCCAGGCUCGGCAGGCAUCGUGCGCUCCUCCAGACCAGCAGGAGCUGCCCGGCCCCGCCUGCCGCCCUGCCUCUCAAGGCAGAGACAUUUGUUUGGGUUAACAGUGCAUCAGCACAUUCCCAGAGUGUUGCCAAGGCCAAAUAUGAAUUUUUAUUUGGCAGAUCUGAAGAGAAAACUCCAGAUACUAGUGAUCAUGGAGGAAGCACUUUACUCCCCACGAAUGUCACAAAUGAAUUUCCAGAAUAUGGGACCAUGGAGGAAAGUGGAGAAGGCCUAAGAGCCUCUCUCGAGUUUGAUGCCGAGUCUCUGCCUUGCUGCCCUCAGGCGCAGCAGAGGGUCCAGUCUCUUGCUGGCCAUCCCUCUGGGCUUCUCAGUGUUACUGGAGGACCGAAAGAUGUCAGAGAGGUCCCCUCUCAGAGUCAUCUCAAGGAACAGAGUUUACAACCCAUUGACUCUUUGAUUUCAGCCCUGAAAGCCACAGAAGCCAGAAUAGUUUCAGGAACACUGCAGGCUACAAAGGUACUGGAUGGAGAUGCGGUUUCUACUUUUUUAGUUCAGCAGGUGGAACAAGAGCCAGACACUGCCAGUCAUAAAACACAGAGAGCCAACACACUGUUCCCUGCUGGCCGAGAAAAGUCACGCGAUAUACCUCUUUCAGCUGAAGUUACGACUGAGGAAAGUUUUUAUUUGAGCAUCCAGGAGGACCUGACUGCACUAUUAACUGGAGAAACUCAAGCAGAGCUUUUCCUAAGAGCUAAUAAUGGGAGAAAGGGGGCUGUCCAUGUGCAGGGGCCAGCUUGUCCAGCAUCCUCCGUGGGGAGCCCCGUGACCCACAGCUCAGUGGGCAGUGCUGGUUUAUUGAGAGAGAGGAGACCUGAUCAGGGGAGAGAGCACGCAGAGCAGUGUGGUCGAGGCAGCUCCUCCGGACGCCCAGGCCAGGUCAAACAUGUGGAAUUUCAAGGGGUGGAAAUAUUGUGGACAGGAGGGGAGAAAAGAGAGACAUGGCAACCUGUGGAUUUUCCGACAUCAUUGGAAAGGACAACCCCUCCUGAAAGCAAGGAGUUUUCUAAAGUGCCAGGCCAUCUCGUCUCAUCUGCUGGUUUGUGCGAUUCAGCUGGUUUAACUGAGAGUGUUUGGGAUGACACCCGGAGAGCUCCUUCAGAGAGGCUGGCCACUGGCUCAGGGCCAUUUCUGCCUGAGCCUCUUCUUGAGAGUGGAGAGGAUGAAGUCUUCCUAAGGGAAAACAAGGAACAUCUUGGGACGAAACCUGAAUUGGAGAGAGACAGGGAAAGGACUCUUGAGCAAGAGGAGCACUUGCAGGCCAGAGAUGAUGAUGUCCUUGGGUCCGGCUGUGCAGAGGAUUCCACUGAUGUGUACAGCUCCCAGUUUGAAACCAUUUUGGACAACACGUCUUUAUACUACAGUGCUGAGUCCUUGGAGACUUUAUGUUCAGAGCCUGAUAGCUAUUUUAGCUUUGAAGUGCCCCUCACUCCAAUGAUACAACAGCGCAUUAAAGAAGGCGGUCAGUUCCUGGAGAGGACAUCAAUGGGAGGACAGCAGGACGUCCUGAGCAUCUCCGCAGAUGGUGGAAUAGUGAUGGGCUAUUCUGAUGGGAUCACCAAUGGGCUGAGUGGCUCCAGUAACUCCACCUAUGCGAAAGGCACCCCAGAGAUUGCUUUCUGGGGAAGCAAUGCUGGGGUGAAAACAACACUGCUAGAUGCGCAUUCUGAAAUGGGGAGUACUGAAGUUCUGGAAAAGGAAACCUCGGGAAGUCUCAGUAAUGGUACCAGCAGCAACGUAGAAGCAGCCAAAAGGUUGGCCAAACGUCUUUAUCAACUAGACAGAUUCAAAAGAUCGGAUGUGGCAAAGCACCUAGGCAAGAACAAUGAAUUUAGCAAACUAGUUGCGGAAGAAUAUUUGAAGUUUUUUGAUUUUACAGGAAUGACACUGGAUCAGUCUCUCAGGUAUUUCUUUAAAGCAUUUUCUCUUGUGGGAGAAACCCAAGAACGAGAGAGAGUUUUAGUACACUUCUCCAAUAGAUAUUUUUAUUGUAACCCAGAUACCAUUGCUUCACAAGAUGGAGUCCAUUGCCUCACCUGUGCAAUGAUGCUUCUUAACACAGAUCUCCAUGGCCAUAAUAUUGGAAAGAAGAUGACCUGCCAAGAGUUCAUUGCAAACCUCCAAGGGGUAGAUGAGGGUGGUGAUUUCUCCAAGGAUCUACUGAAAGCUCUGUACAACUCAAUCAAGAACGAGAAGCUUGAAUGGGCCGUAGAUGAUGAAGAGAAAAAAAAGUCUCCGUCAGAAGGUACUGAUGAGAAGGCUAAUGGAACACAUCCAAAGACCAUCAGCCGUAUUGGGAGUACUACCAACCCAUUCUUGGACAUUCCCCACGACCCAAAUGCUGCUGUGUACAAAAGUGGUUUCUUGGCUCGGAAAAUCCAUGCAGAUAUGGAUGGAAAGAAGACUCCCAGAGGAAAGCGAGGAUGGAAGACCUUUUAUGCUGUACUAAAGGGAACAGUUCUUUACUUGCAAAAGGACGAAUAUAAGCCAGAGAAGGCCCUGUCGGAAGAGGACCUGAAAAACGCUGUGAGUGUGCACCACGCACUGGCGUCCCGGGCCACGGACUACGAGAAGAAACCCAAUGUGCUCAAGCUGAAGACUGCUGAUUGGAGGGUCUUGCUUUUUCAAGCCCAGAGUCCAGAGGAAAUGCAAGGGUGGAUAAACAAAAUUAAUUGUGUUGCAGCUGUAUUUUCUGCACCACCAUUUCCAGCAGCCAUCGGAUCUCAGAAGAAGUUUAGUCGUCCACUUCUGCCUGCCACCACUACAAAAUUGUCUCAGGAGGAACAGCUGAAAUCUCACGAAAGCAAGCUGAGGCAGAUCACCACAGAGCUAGCCGAGCACCGCUCCUACCCACCUGACAAGAAGGUUAAAGCCAAGGAGGUGGAUGAGUACAAACUCAAAGAUCACUAUCUGGAGUUCGAGUUACCUCGUGUGGAGAGUCAUCUGGGGGACUGCAGUCCUGGACCAUGUGAACCUUUUCUGUUGCUCGUGUGUAAAGAGGAAGGAGAGCGCCUGUGCAGGACCGUCUUUGCUUCUCCGGCUGUGAUCCUCAUUCCAAAGAUGAGUGUUUCCUGGUCAGAAGUGACGUGAGGGGGUUAAUUCUGGGAGAGAAAACUUGGCCUGCGCUCCAAGGCCAAUCUAGGGUUGGUCUCUUGUGUUCGUGUUUCACCCUGUGACCAAAGCACAGAACCCCUGAGGCUGCAGAGGGGUUUACACACCCAGCAGGGAAGGAGCCUCCUGCCAGCCCUGGCCUGUUGUCCUUCCAGCACAGAAAGAGCCGGGGAAGACAUUCUUAGGUAGGGCAGGGCUUGCUUUGGCCUCGAGCUGCACCUCUUCUCUGCCUUUAUCCCUAAUCAUAGACAAUUGAAAGAAAAUGGACCUUAAAGAAGUUUCUCCGUUGUCUUACGUUGACCACUUUCUUGGGUUUAGUUAGUGGUCACUGGAAUUUGAUUCUUUGGCAUUUUUCCUUGUAGUCACCCGUUAAGCUUUUUUAAGGCCAAGUUCACAGGGCGUUCUCAGCCUUGUGGUCCAAAGCUCUGUAGUGUAGCUGUUGCGGACCUGGGCCAAGGGUUCAGCAGGUGGGGAGCCACCUUCCUUAGCUGCAACAAUGGACAACCGCCUGAUCCCUUCACUUUUCAGUUGUCAGAAUUUUUGCAAUUACAAGAUUAGCGCUGUUAAACAGGAAUCAAAGUGGCACCCAGGAGUUGUUCACGGUAGAGCCUGGUUAAUGACUAGUGUGACUUGGGCUUAACUAGCACCUGCUUUUCUCUUGGAGCAUCUGAGUUACUCCGACAGAAGAUCAGCUUUUGUAAGGAGAUGAGCCUCUGGGCCUUCCUGGUUCCAAAGCUUUCUGGCUGUCUCUUCUCCCAGGCCAGCAGUCUGCCCCGGGCAGCAGGUGUCUCCACUGGCCUUGGACAUCUUAUAGUACCAAGUUACCCAGAGGACUUCAGAGACCAGUAGCCCACACAGAAUAACCCAACAGUGAUGAAAGGUGCUUUGUCACCGCUUCUGCUCUCUUUUCAGUGUCUCACUCUCCAAAGGGGGACCGAGGUCCAAAGCCAUUGCCAUUUUCCUUUUGUGCCCAGAGUACCCAAAGCCCGAGCGGGCAGCCUCUGCCUAGGACAGUGAGUGCCAUUGCCUGCAGAGAGAAUGUCUCCAGAGAGAGAGUGCCAAUAAAGAUGUGAAUCUGCAUGACCGUCUGUGGACUUGCCUGCAAUGGCAAGAAAAUAUCGCAAAUUAAAUAGUUGUAGAUACAGUAGGUUUCCUUAGGUCUCUUUGGCUCAUCCUUUAUAAUUUACGUGUGUAUCUGUAGUGUUGCAGGCUUUUGGAGAAUAUUGAUACUAUGUCAGGCAUCAAAGAGUAUGCCUUCUGUCACCUGCCAAUGUCGUAGUUGUGGGUAUUUAUAGUUGUAUGUAUCUAUAUGGUAUCAACGUGUAGAUUGUACAUCAGUAUACGGUAUAUGUACAUCAAGUUUAUUUUUUGUCCUUAACCAGUGUGAUAUGAAAAGCAAGUAAAAACCUCAUAGGAUUGAAUAUAUAAUGCAGUUUUUGAGAGUCUAUACAGUGGUACUGUUUUAUUAAACUUAAAUUCAAAUGAUAUUUUGAUUAAUUUUUUUAAUGAUAAGAUUUUAUGCUAGAAAAUUGCGUCUGUGAGCUUUGAAUCACCAGAGCAAAAAUGGCUCUGAACUAACUUUGUUAAACUAUUUCAGUGUACUGUGUACAAUGCCCGGGGUGGGGCUGUAGCUCAUUAUAAUUUGAAAUAUACAGAAAGAAAGGGAAAAAAAAAAAAAAAAAAACACAGGCAGCCUGUGCAGUCUUAGCAACUUCAGUAUUAAGAGCACUUAAACAUAAAGUCAAACUGACAAUUUGGGGCUUAUUACAAAAUGUGAUGCUUUAAAGCACACGUUCUUUAUUGUUGUAAUUAGUCCAGAAAAAUAGAGCUUUCAGAAUAAUUAGCUGAGUACCCAGCGUAUCAUUUACGUUCCUGUGUCUGUUUUACAGCAGCUUCAACCACCCUCCUAGCACCGCGUCCUCAUCCUCUUCACCUUAAAGAACUAUCGCCAGCCCUGCAGUAGAUCAGGGCUUCCGGAGGUCUGGGACUGCCCUCCAGGCCUGCGGUUGCACAAAUUACCAUCUAGACACAGGUAAAAGAAUUUUAGGACAGGCUAUGGACCAGCUUAAAACUUUAGUAUUUUUAUACUUAGGUCUCUUUUCCGGCCUCUCCCCAAAGAAGAGCCACUGGCCUUAGUUGUCUGAGCUUACUGCCUAUCUUAAAGUAUAUAAGUAUUAGAUAACUAGAGAUUAAAACUUUAUUAGCCAGCAUGUUGGAAUAUUUAAAGCAAAACUGAGUGUGUGUGAGUGAGUGGUCGAGUGCAGUGUAUUCGUCUGCGCACACUGCCUGUCAUUCCUCGUGUCCCGUUCAGGGGGUGGGAGUCGUGGGCUGGGAGGCUCAGCUUCAGCUCCAGGCUGCAGUAGUGGUGGUGGUUACACUGGUGUUUUUUGAAUUAACUCUGCGGUCUCAAACCGGUUUUGCCAGUGUAUCCUGUUUCCUAGUCUGUUUUUGACCCCGCCGUGGGUUGGCUCUGUGGCUGUGCAGCAGGGUCUCUGUUCCACAAAAGUGUGUUUCCUUCUAAGAACUAUAGUGAUUGGCAAAAGCAUCCAUUUGACUCAGAAAUCGCAUACAAAAGGAGUAGCAAAAUUUAAAAGUUUCACUUUGGGGCUUAAUCAUUUGAAAUGUUUGGACUUUUAAUAUAAAGUCAAGUAACCAUUUGGCAUGGAUAAUAGCGUCUCCUCUGCGGAGAGGAUGCACGCUCAUUGAUUUUUAAUGCCAUUAGGACCCUUUCUUAAGCUGUAGGAACAAGAGUCAAAGUGGGCAUGUGGGGAGUGUGUGAGCCGCUUGCCUUCCGCUGAGGGAGACGUGCUGUGACCUGUCCUCCGCUCUGAGAGAUCUGGCGCACGUGGAGCCUCGGCAGUGUGUACAUGCACUUGCACACGUGUACACAGCGAGUGUCCUAAGUGACAUAAACUUGAGACCCAGAGCGCCCGAGUGUGGCGAGAGGUGUGGACCGAGGUGACAGCAGCCCGCAGGCCCCUCCCGGGCGGGCGGGAGUUGGAGCCCCGCAUCUGGCCUUGAGAUGCUGUGCGGGGAGGCGGGUGGCUGGCAGCUGGGGGACGCUCAUCUCCUGCCUGGUGGACCUUCGCUCCCCGGCGUCCCCCAGUGGCUGGCGUGGCCAUCGUCCCAGUGGCGCUGCUGCUCGCUCUCUAGCUGGUUCCUUUGAGAAGGGAGUACGGGGAGCGGGGGGCACAGCCUGCCCCCCGCCAGGCUCCCCUCUGAGCUGGUGGUGGGGCUGGAAAGGGGAGGAGCCUGGCCACGAUGGGUUUCCCUUCGCAGGGUGGAGGCUCAGCUUUCACGAAUAGUGCUAUAAAAAUAAGCACCUUCUUGUCAAUUCCUGAAAAUGCUGGUUACUAGGGAGAAUUUUGGAGUUUCCCUUACUGUUUCCCCAAGCGCCCCCCCGGGGAGCCCCAGGCACAAGCUCAGUUCAGGACCCACUGUGGGCCUGGGCUCCUGCUGGGACGCCCCCUCAGAGGCCGGCAUGCACCUCUCUGCAAAGAGGGGCUCCUCCCAGCCUCCCUCCUCCUGGGCUCCUAGGAGCCCAGGGUUGGUCCAUGUGCGCCUUCCCUGGCUGCAGGGAUCCCGCUGUCCUCAUGGGCUGACCCUGCUGAGGGUGACCGAGUCACUGCAGUGACGCUUGACAAAGGUAUUAAACAAUUCUCUGACUGAAGACAAGACCGUAUAUUUUGCCUUUGCAAGAAACAAGAUGGCAGGUUGAACUGUAACCGGGGAUGGAUGAUCUCUUUGCCUCUGCACCUGGAUUUCUGGAAAUGGAUACGGUUUCGCUUCCGCGGAAGGGUCAAGGGACGCAGCCCGCCGCCGCGCGGCUCUCCCCAGGCCCCAUGAGCCCUGCUGGGCGGAGGCCUCAGUGCCUCCCAGCAUUCCUUCUCCCACCCCACCCCCACCGGCUUCGGAGCCUGUUUCUAGAGCAGAAGAUGAUGCAGUGGAGAGCUGAAGCCUUGAUUACUGUAGGGCAGGCAGAGGGCAGAGGUCUGUAUCCUUUAAUAUAAAACAAGCUUUGAACUUUUCCAACCUAUUAACUGGGUUAUGUUUACUAGGGUUCACACUAAUUGGCAGAGUGGGUCAGUCCCUCACCUUCAGAGCUUUCUCCACCAGUCACUUCAGUUUCAUUGUCGUCCCGGUGCCAUAUGUCCCUGAAAUCGUGAAAGUAAUUAGUGAUAAAAGAGCAGCCUACUCCUCUUCAGUGGCCAGGCUGUCAGCACUGGCAGACUUGGGUGAGCCCGCGGCACCGACUCCUUAGGAAACCUGUUCCCCCUCGCCCACCAGAUUCGAGAAAUGCUGUCUCCUAGAGAAUCACGGUAUUUAUGGUGGUCAUCUUUUGAAUGGAACAGUAAUUUAUGUGGAUAUUGUUAAAGUGUUUAAAGAAUAUUUUGAAAAUUAAGUUUACAUUUUACGAUCGCUUUAUUUUUUAUUAAAAUGGUUGUGUAUAAAUAUUACCCUAUCUCACCGUUGUUGAAGGAGAGCUGACCGUGCAGACCAGUGAGUCACCUGAUGUGUAUAGAAGCUGUGAUGUAUAGAGUACAUUUCUCUACUGUGUAAAUGCUCAUGAAUAUAGCUGUUCCUGUGUUUUUAUAAGUUGGGGAUAAUUUGUUGUUUUAUAACAACAAAAUUUAUUGCAUUUAAAUGGUUUUUAUGUAAUAGAAAUUAUGCAAAAUAGUGAAGGAUUUAAACUAUGUAUAU